Bufo gargarizans (Asiatic toad) is the source of this 5706-nucleotide messenger RNA. RefSeq names its product myomesin 2 (gene MYOM2). The record is from RefSeq and is a predicted model, not a curated record. NCBI's taxonomy places the organism in Eukaryota, Metazoa, Chordata, Amphibia, Anura, Bufonidae. Bases 157 to 4668 code for a protein of 1503 amino acids. Gene Ontology annotation, molecular function: protein binding. The transcript has 38 exons.
CAUGGGAUGGAAGGGCUGCAGCAUUCCUUUACAGAUAGAUAUUAUUUUUGUUUUCAUCACUCUGAGGCUGGUUAGAAGGUAACACAGAUCCUGCUCUUCUCUGCUGGGGAGGUUUACGUUCUCCUCUUAUAGCUGUUCUAGAGACAGGCUGGUGCCAUGUCUUCCAAGGUUGUUCCUUUUUAUCAAAAGAGGCACAAGCAUUAUGACCAUUCUUACCGCAAUCUUCAAAGCAGAUAUGUAGUUCAAGAAUAUUCAGCACAAAAAAGAAGCAGUUCAGCUUCUACUCAAAAAGUUUCUUCGAUUUCCUCGGGUUCCAGAGUAAAAUGUGUUUGUGGGGCUGAUAGAGAUGUUGAAGAAUACUAUGUCCCUACAUUUAGAAAAAGUAGGAUACAGGAGCUACGUACUGAACAACGCGCUGAGCAACAUGCUGAGCAACACGCUGUGCAACAAGUUGAGCACAGGUCUCAGCAGCAACAUAGAGGCUAUGACCGAAGUGUUCACUAUGCCAGAGAGCUUGCCUUCUUAGAAGAAGAUGUUCGCAUCGCACGGGCCUUGGCAAGAGAACAGCUCGAUAAAGUGUCUAUUCAAAGGAUGGUAGAGGAAAAGUUGGCAUUACAGAGGCUAAUCCAUGAAGAAUGUACAAGCCGUGCUCCAGAUAUCUUGGUCCGUCUCAGAUCACAUACUGUUUGGGAAGGCAUGUCUGUGAAGCUUUUCUUUACAGUCCAAGGAUAUCCGACACCUCUUGUACAGUGGUAUAAGAAUGAAAGUUUGAUUAGCCCAGCAAGUGAACCAGGAAAGUACAGAAUUGAAAGCAAAUAUGGAGUAAACAGCUUGGAAAUAUACAGAACUAAUAUUGAUGAUACCGGUACAUAUACGGCAGUUGCAAGAAAUGGUCAUGGACAGUCAUCUACCAACUCUGUUGUGAUUGUGAAAAGGUUCCGAUCCGAAGAUGAACCUCUGCACCCUGGUUAUAGGCCACACUUGCCUUUGACAGCAGCAAUUUCUUUUACCCACAUUGAUGUUAAGUUCCUGGAAACAUUUGGUGUAACAUUUGGAGUAGAAGGUGACACAGUUACUUUGUCUUGCUCUGUGCUUUUAACUCCUGACAUCAGCAGACUACGACCUCAAGCUGAGUGGUACAGAGACGAUGUCCUGGUAAAAGAAUCCAAAUGGCACCAGCUGCAUUUUGGAGAGGGCCGUGCUUCUCUGACAUUGACACAUUUGAAUAAGGAUGAUGAAGGAUUGUAUACUGUAAGAAUGGUCACCAGAGCAGGAGUCAAUCAGCACAGCGGAUUUCUCUUUGUGGCUGAUGCUGCGGCUUUGGUGGCAGGGGCACCAGGUGCUCCGAUGGAUGUGGAAUGCUAUGAUGCAAACAAGGAUUAUGUGAUUGUAACUUGGAAGCCACCAAACACAGCCAGUGAAGCAGCAGUAAUUGGAUACUUUGUGGAUAAAUGUGAAGUUGGCACUGAAAACUGGAUUCAGUGCAAUGAUUCUCCUGUUAAAAUCUGCAAAUACCCUGUAACUGGUCUGUUUGAAGGACGAUCUUACAUUUUCCGUGUCCGGGCAGUUAACAAAGCUGGCAUCAGCAGACCAUCAAGGGCCUCAAUUGCUGUUGCAGCUCUGGACCCUGCUGAUCUAUCAAGACUUCAAACAAUCCAUCUGGAUGGAGGGCGAGAGAUUGUCGUCUGUCAGGAUGACCUGGAAGGUGAUAUUAAAAUUCCUGGGCCACCCACCAAUGUCCAGGCACUGGAAACCAGUAAAACGUAUGUUGUGCUCAGCUGGGAUCCACCUGUUCCUCGUGGCAGAGAUCCUCUGGUUUAUUACAUUGAGAAGACAAUGGUUGGCAGUGGGAGCUGGCAGAGAGUGAACUCUCAGAUACCAGUACGAUCACCACGCUAUGCAAUAUUUGAUUUAGUGGAAGGCAAAUCAUACAAUUUCAGAGUUAUCGCUGUCAACAAACAUGGUGUCAGUGAGCCUUCAGAAGUAACCCCACCAAUACAAGCACAGGAACGUCUAGCUGUGCCAUCUGCUCCUGGUCGUAUAUUGGCAUCUAGAAACACUAGAACAUCAGUUGUUGUACAGUUUGAUAAAGCUAAGGUAGAGGAAGAAUUAAUUGGAUACUAUAUAGACUCAUCUGUGGUUGGCUCUAAUCAUUGGGAUCAUUGUAAUCACAAACCCAUCAAAUACAACAGAUUCGUAGUUCAUGGUCUAACAACUGGAGAACAGUAUCUUUUCCGUGUGAAGGCUGUAAAUGCUGUAGGUGUCAGUGAAAAUUCUCAAGAAUCUGAACCCAUAACCGUUAAAGCUGCUCUAAGAGGAGGUAUACCGCAUGCAACUCCUUCAAGUCCAUAUGGAAUUACCCUUCUGAACUGUGAUGGCAGGUCUAUGACCCUAGGAUGGAAGUUACCCAAAUUCACUGGAGGAGCCAAUAUCACUGGAUAUUAUAUUGAUAAGCGAGUGGCUAGUCAUCUGAAUUGGCAUGAAGUGAAUAGUAAGCAAGUUCAAGAAAGGCUCUAUAAGGUGGAGAACCUAGAGGAAGGAGAAUUCUAUGAAUUCAAAAUUACUGCAAGUAACCUUGCUGGUCUUGGUAUUCCUUCUGAUCCCAGCGAACAUUUCAUAUGUGAGGCUUGGACAUCUCCUGAGCCAGGACCAUCAUAUGACCUUACAUUCUGUGAGGUCAGGAAUACCUCCCUGGUGAUACUCUGGAAAGAACCUGUUUAUUCAGGAAAUAGCCCCGUUGUGGGAUAUUUUGUAGAAUAUAAAGAACUUGAAGGAGAGGAAUGGACAAGAGUGAAUACAACUGCAACAUCCAACCGUUACCUAAAGGUCAAGGAACUGGAAGAAGGCAAAACAUAUGUUUUCCAAAUUCGUGCUGUGAAUGCAUCAGGCAUUGGUAAACCAUCUGACAUUUCAGAGCCGGUACUUGUCCAGGCAAGACCAGGUGUUCAGGAGAUUACUACAGGAGUGGAUGAAGAAGGGAACAUUUACCUUGCUUACAACUGUACUGAGAUUUCUGAAGCUUCUCAGUUUACAUGGGGCAAAGCCUAUGAAGAAAUCACUGAUGAUCAAAAAUUCAAGACCGAAACUAUUGGAGAAAACUCCAAAAUAUACUUUAAGAACCCAGACAAGGAUGACUUGGGCACAUACUCAGUGGCAGUUAGUGAUACUGACGGCAUUUCAUCCAGCUAUGUGCUAGAUGCAGAUGAACUUGAACAUCUGAUGACUCUAAGCCAUGAAAUCAGGAAUCCAACUAUUCCUCUGAAGUCAGAACUGGCCUAUGAGAUUUUGGAUAAAGGCAAAGUACGCUUCUGGUUGGAAGCCCACAACUUAUCUGCAGAUGCAACCUUUAGGUUUGUUGUGAACGAUUUGGAGAUUAAAGAUAGUGAGAACCAUCGUAUAAAGUUAGAUAGAUCUACUGGCAUUAUUGAGAUGGUAAUGGACAGAUUUACAGUAGAAAAUGAGGGUACCUAUACAGUACAACUCCAGGAUGGCAAAGCCAAGAACCAGUCUUCAUUAGUUCUCAUUGGAGAUGCAUUCAAGGCACUACUGGCUGAAGCUGAAUUUCAGAGAAAGGAAUAUAUCAGGAAACAAGGUCCUCAUUUUCUGGAAUAUUUGUAUUGGGAGGUCACAGAGGAAUGUGAAGUAUUGCUUGUUUGCAAGGUAGCAAACACAAAGAAGGAAACAGUAUUUAAGUGGUAUAAAGAAGAGAUACCAACUGAAGCCCUGGAUGCUCCAAAUUUGCAGCAAGGAGUUUGCAUAUUCCGUAUUCCUAGGCUGACUAAAAAAGAUCAAGGUGAAUAUAAGGCUACAUUGAAAGAUGAUAGAGGCCAAGAUAUAUCUAUUCUUGAACUCUCUGGAAAAGUUUAUGAAGAUAUUGUCCUGGGAAUGAGCAAAGUCAGCGGAUCAUCUGCUUCCGAGCUUAAGAUCCAGUGUACACCGGAAGGAAUACGAUUCCAUUGUUACAUGAAGUACUUCUCUGAAGAAAUGAAAGUGUCCUGGUACCAGAGAGAGUCAAAGAUUUCUUCGAGCGAGAAGAUGAGAAUCGGUGGCACGGAUGAGUAUGCCUGGUUGCAGAUAUGUGAACCCACAGAAAAGGACAAAGGAAAAUAUACAUUUGAGAUAUUUGAUGCCAAAAGUUCCCAUAAGAGAAUUAUUGAUUUAUCAGGACAAGCAUUUGAUGAAGCCUAUGCUGAAUUCCAGAGACUCAAGGCCGCAGCGUUUGCUGAAAAGAAUCGUGGUAAAGUGAUUGGUGGAUUGCCUGAUGUGGUAACUAUAAUGGAAGGCAAGACAUUAAGUCUGACCUGCACAGUUUUUGGAAACCCGGAUCCUGUAGUAACAUGGCUAAAGAAUGAUAGGGAUCUAGAGAUAACUGAUCAUUUUUCUGCUACACUGGAACAAGGCAAGUUUUCAAAUCUCACAAUUAAGAAUGUUUCUUCUGAGGACUCUGGAAAAUAUGGCAUCAAUGUUAAGAACAAGUAUGGUGGUGAAACAGUCGAUAUCACUGUAAGUGUAUACAAACAUGGUGAAGAAAUACCUGAAGUAAAAGCUGGCCAGCUUCCUAAACAUGCACAUUCACCUGCGCCAGCACCUGCCCCUGCACCAGCACCUGCACCCGCACCUGAAAAAGCAAAACCUGCUCCCAAACCAGGGAGGUCAGGAAGAAAGUAAAGCUGUAGCAAUGUAGCAAUCUAUAAUUGACACAUUUAUGACAAAGUAGCGUAAAGUAAAUGUGGACGUGUUAACUAUGUAGAGAUUUACUACUAGACUGAAGAAUCUAGUGAUGGUUUCAUCUCCACUUCCUCUUUACCCUAUUUUCCAUAAAUAAGCCCCAAUAUGGAUUAAGACGAUAUCAGCCUGAUUGAUAAGUGCUAGCCUUGCUUAGUAUGUGAAUCGUAACUUUUAUGAUUGUGUGACUUUAGAACAAUGAAAGACCAUAUUAGUAUGUGUUAGUACCGAUAUGUAUGAAGUCAUUACAUAUAUGCCUCUUCCAAUCCCUAUAGCCAACAAUAAUUGACAAAAUAAACCUCAACUUACUUUCUGAAAUAUAUUAUACUAUCACCAUAUAUAGCAGUUCUGAUUAUUAAGAAGAGUAAUAGAUUAAUUUUCUUCCAACCCGUGUUAAUGGUUUGUUAGACUCUUGAUACAUUUGGAUGUUAAAUUACACGGCCUCCAUUUCUAAUACCAAACUGCUAUGGAUUUGAUUUAUGAAGUCAUAACACAAUGACUUUUUAGCUCUGAUAGUACUUUCUGUCGAAUAAACAUAGCUGGCAGGAAAUAAAUCCUGACCCUCUGGAGGUAGUUUAAAAAGUUUUGCACUUUAGUGAUAUCAACAAUGCAGCUGAAGAAAAACAAGCAUCAACCUAAUUGCGAGGCUGUCUGUGCGAAAUUUUAUAAUCUUCCUCAGCCACCCAAUGUGUAUGUGGAUUUAAUUCAAAGGCUUAAUUUAUUCUUAUCUGGUCUUAGUUUAAUAUAAAGCAAUGAAAAGCAGCACACAGCUUCCAUGGAUUUUAGGAGAACCAAGCAUUGCCCAUAGCUAAGAUUACCAGAUGUGCUAUUGUCAUAUCAACAAGUGCAAAUAUCAGAUUAUGUGUAUGGAUGCAUCAUUGGAAAUGACACGAUUCCCUGUAAUGCUGGUAUCAUUUGGUCAUAUUGGAAUCACCUAAUGUUUUUUCCCCCUGCUUUGUGCUAAUAAACUUAAAAAAUACA